AUGGCUCGCAGUCGAAACUACAACCAGCCGGGGCAUUACCGGGGAGUAAGGAAGCGCGGGGAAUUUCGUUACGUUGCAGAGAUUAAAGACAGCAAGGGUGGGGUUCGCAGGUGGCUGGGCACCUUUUCUUCUGCUGAGGAGGCCGCUCGUGCCUUUGAUGACGCUGCUUUUGAGAUCCAAGGAUCCAAGGCAAAGCUUAACUUCCCAAGGAGGCAUAUUCAGAAAAGGGGAGGGGUAGUAGGCUCUGACUCUGUAGCGCUAUUAGGAGGAGCAGCGGCUAGUAUGGAAGCAGCAGGAAGGGAUGCAGGGGUGGAUGGUGGAGCGGCAGGGGUGGAUGGUGGAGCGGCAGGGGUGGAUGGUGGAGCAGCAGGGGGGGAUGGUGGAGGAAUGGGCAUGGGAGAGCUGCCACAUGGGGCUGUAAGGCAGGUUAGGGAGGGCAGUAGUACUAGGAGCGGGGAAGGGAAAGGGAAGGAGGUAGGAUAUAGUGACGAUUCCGCGGAGGGGGCAUUGAUGGGAGAGGCUGUGGGUCAGACAAUACGGCCGGCAGAGGGAAAGAUCAAAAAAGAAGCAGUGAAAUUUGCUGUGGCUCAAAGGCCGUUUGGGGAGGGAACAAGUAGGGUGGUAGCAGUGAACCUCGCGGUGCCGCAAAGGGCUGGAGGGUUGGGAUUGGAGGAGGUGGGAUUAGAGGGGUUGACGGAAAGUGAGAGUGAGCUGUUCUCUGAACUAGCAGCACAGUUUGCUCAGCAGCUGGGGGGGAUGGAAGAACCCGAUGGGGGUGGGGCGAGUGGGGUUGGUGGUAUGGCGAAAGGCAAGGAGGCAGUGGAAGAAUGGGAGGCGUCUCCAGGGGAAGAAAGCAGUGGAAGCAGUGACACUAGUGAUGGGGAAGGGGCGAUGGAGGAGGAGGAGGGUGCGAUGGAGACGAAGACGGGAAUGGGCGAGCAUUUGGCUGGCCUUUUUUCCCAUGACAACGGGGUGAAAAUGUUGGUGGGAACGGGGGCCGUGCCGAUAGAUAUGGCAUCUGAUCAGCACUACUACCAACUGCCUGGCACCAAGGAUGCGGUUCACGAAAGCAGCCGUUCGUCUACUUUUGAGGCGCCUCAAAAGUUGGCAUCUGAUCAUCACUACCAGCUGCCUUACACCAAGGAUGCAGAGAGAAUUGCGUUACAUGAAAGGAGUCUCCCGAAUCAAGGAUUGCCAAAGCAGAGAGGCGUAGGGAUGGAGAGGCAGCAGGGAGGCUGCACUUUCUCUGAGGGUGAGAACAGUGCUGGUAUUGACAUGAUGGCAUUGCAGCCAAGCCAACAGGCCAUGCCAGUCCAAGGAGCUAUGUCUGCAGCAUUGGAUCCAUACUCCCGCUUGCAUCAGCCAGGUCAACAGGGUCAAUGGGGUCAACAGAGCCAGCAGGGACAACAGGCAGAACGGGGUCAACAGGGUCAACAGGGCCGCGGGGCAGGUGUGGUGGUAGGUGCAGCAGCAGGGGGACCUUCUGGUAGUACAGUUGGGCUCCCAGCACUGGCAGCCGGGCAGCAGGCUUUGGCAGGAGCGCAGCACGCACUGAUAGGGGGACAGGCAGGGCAGCAUGCGUUGUCUGGGCAGCCAAGAGCAGGGAAACAUGCAGUGAUAGGGGAACGGGCGUUGGAAGCAGGGCAACGUGUGUUGGCUUGGGGGCAGACAGCAGGAAUGACAGUCCCGGAACACUUCGUUGGACGGGCAACAAGCGAACCAGAAGCAGUUUCAUGGGGUUUCAGUGUGGAAGUGGCAGGGGGUAUGAUGACGCAUACCGAGGAUGGUAGUUUGGAAGAAGCAGAGGAGGCGGUGGCGGUAUGGAACAUGGCAGUCUCCCACUCGCGCCGUAUCCUUCUCCCUCCUUCCUAUCCGCCCACCAAAUUUUGUGGUACGCCGGGCUCGCAUGGAUACAGCAACGCAGAGAAGAGUGGUAUUGAAGCCUUGGCGCAUGAUGCCUCUGAGAAAAUCACUGGCUCCGAGACACGUGGCGCUGGGAGCAUUGGAGCAGAUGUUGUGAUGGAGGAAACUGAAACAGACGGCCUCAGGCCUGCGUAUGAUGCUGGUGCUGCUGCGCAGCCUAGCGCUGACCAUCUGCGUGCCGCUCAGCCUUGCUAUGAGCAGCUGGACUUCCAGCAGCAUAUCAUGGCAGACUUGACCCUUCCUCUGCCUCUCCCCUCAACGGAUCCGUUUUUGCUCCUGAGAGGUGCUGAACACUCUGCUUUUUCUCCCUGGGGCCUCAUCUCACCAUCUCCGCGCAUCACGGGAGCAGCCUAUCAUAGCUUCGGGAACCAUGCCCCUGCUGCCCCGUCCAUGGCUGCUGAUGCAGGAGCACUAAGUCCUGGCCUGGAGGUUGGGAGGCAGGCCACUGAGGCAGGGGGGUUGUAUUCAGGGGAUGGGGAGUUGGAGCAUGAGGGGGCAAUCACCCCAGGUGCUGGAUCCUACACUAUUGAUGCGCUAGAGAGGUUCUUGAUGGAUAAUGGGGAGCAUAGGGAAUAA
Messenger RNA from Closterium sp. Yama58-4, 2499 nucleotides. The record is from the annotation of a GenBank genome assembly. NCBI's taxonomy places the organism in Eukaryota, Viridiplantae, Streptophyta, Zygnematophyceae, Desmidiales, Closteriaceae.